This is a messenger RNA of Kuraishia capsulata CBS 1993, 219 nucleotides long. RefSeq lists its product as uncharacterized. The coding region runs from base 1 to 219 and encodes 72 amino acids. The transcript has a single exon. Lineage: Eukaryota; Fungi; Ascomycota; Pichiomycetes; Pichiales; Pichiaceae. Gene Ontology annotation, cellular component: respiratory chain complex IV; mitochondrion. The record is from RefSeq and is a predicted model, not a curated record.
AUGUCUGACAACAUCGAACUCAAGACCGUCGGCUUUGAUGCCAGAUUCCCACAGAUGAACCAGACCAAGCACUGCUUCUCUGCUUACCUCGACUACCACAAGUGUAUCAACGUCAAGGGCGAAGACUUUGCUCCAUGUAAGGUGUUCUGGAGGACCUACAACUCUCUGUGUCCAUCUGCCUGGGUCGAGGAGUGGGAUACCCAAAGGGGUAUGUAUUAA